Molecule: messenger RNA, 2148 nt
Organism: Lobosporangium transversale
Lineage: Eukaryota; Fungi; Mortierellomycota; Mortierellomycetes; Mortierellales; Mortierellaceae
Exons: 4
Coding region: 73-2013 (646 amino acids)
Biological process (GO): actin cytoskeleton organization
Cellular component (GO): cytoplasm
Source: RefSeq, a predicted model, not a curated record
CCCUUUGACCAUUGCUACACCCUUCGUAAUAAUUGCAAGCUUUCAAUAAUCAGAAGAAAAGAGCAUAAAAAAAUGCCACCUCGUUUUAUUCCUCCUACCAGUCCGCGCUGCCCUCGAUGCUCCAAGGCCGUCUACAGUGCUGAGCAAGUCAUCGGACCAAUGGGUGCUGCAUGGCACAAAGCGUGCUUUACAUGUCGAGAAUGCAACCGCCGUCUGGAUUCCAGCACGCUGGCUGAGCAUGAAGGCGAGGCAUAUUGUAAGACAUGCCACAAGAAGAAAUGGGGCCCAACCGGCUAUGGUUAUGCUGCUGGAGUGUUAGUGCCAGAGGAUCCUGAGAACCUAUUCAAGCAAAGCAUUGGACGUCCUAUGAACAGCAGCGGUAGCAUCAGCGAUAGCAAUAGUACAGGAGAGCUUGCUCGUAAUAACACAGGCGGAAGCAGUAAUGGUGCUUUUGGUGGCAGUAGCCCACAAUUGACUCAGUCCAGGCUUGCGCAACACCAAUACCAACAGCAGCACCAACCAUAUGAAGAGACAGAGGAGCAAAGACUUGAGCGAUUGACCCCAGUGAAUGCAACCCUCAAGAAGAAGAGCUCGCUAGAUAUGAUUCGAGAGCAAGCAGAGGCCUCGCGUAAAGCGUACGAUGAGGCCCAUGCACAGCGCAUUGCUCAAAGGUACGGUCAAGUCAAUGUUAAUUUGACUGGAGGCUCCAAUGCAAGCACGGGGAGCAGAGGAGAGCGUGGUGGCUACAACAAUAACAGCGGAUAUCUCUCUGGAUCGGACACAUCCUCUGCUUUUGGUUCAACUAUUGCUACAACAUCCUCCCCUGCGCCCUCACUCUCAUCCAUCUCCUCUGUUGCCUCGAGCCAGCCGAUAACAAAGCCUCUGUUUUUGAACCAGAACAUUCGUUCAUCUUCUACUUCCUCCGUGUCAAACCAACAGGAUUACCAGGAUGCAGAAUCCGAAUUUGCAAGGAACCGACAGGCUCUUUCUUUCCAAACUGGGGCUCCACUGUCUUCAUCUUCCCCCAAUGUAUCUUCAGGCCCCCCAUCGCUUCCAAAAAGAAACCAUGCACCAGCUAAUUCUGAGCCGAGCCCACAGCCAGCAUCUGAAGUUGACGAAUCUUAUCUGGAGUACGCACCCUUCCGUAUUGUAGCCCGAAAUGGCGACUCCAAAGCACCAGAACCGACUGUGGAAGAUGAUGAAUGGGAGACAGAGGCUGCUAAUAAGAAGUCUGAGCCGGCGCAGCCCAUGUAUCUAUCUCAAUAUUUGAAACAGCAGCAGCAACAACAGCGACAACAGCAGCGCUUUCCGGAGCAAGAACAAGAAAACCAAGUUCACCACUCAACACCACCAACCUCAGUUUCUUCAGCAUCUGCACGUUCAAACACUCUCACCAACGAGUCUGAUCGGUUGAAUUUGAGGGAACAGGAGCAACGCCAACAUCAGCAAAUACCAUCGGCAGUCUCAGUGGAUGAAUGGGAUGAGGAGCCUACUCCAAAUGUACCUUCAAAGCCCCAGAACCUCAGCUACUCACCAGCGCACCAUGCCUCUCCAGCUGCUACGCGUACUUGGACUCCAACAGCCAACACUUCAUCAGCUUCAUUGAAUAACACAACGAGCAACUCCCAAACUCGGAUAGCUCUCACGGAAGCUUUAACUCCAAAGAAAAGUUCUGCCAAUUCCGGUACUUUUAGCACAACAGCACCUAAGACCAGUUACUACCGUACCGGCACCAUUAUGACGCCUAAAAGACAGACAGUGUUUGGUGGCGGAGGCGAUAUUUGCCCUCGUUGCCAAAAGACAGUUUACCAUGCGGAAUCAGCUCUUGCCCCUGGAGGAGCCAAAUACCAUAAGCUAUGUCUGAGAUGCGUUGAAUGCUCCAAGAGUCUAGACUCUACCAAUAUGACCGAUCGUCAAGGUGUACCAUACUGCAAGACUUGCUAUAGCAAAGCAUUUGGUGCCAAAGGCUAUGGUUACGGUAGUGGUGCGUCGAUGCUCCAUACUGAACUUUAACAAAAUAAACAAACCAAACCAAACGUGACAACUUUUCUUUUUCGGUUAAUAGCGGUAACAGAACGGCUUUUUCAGAUUAUCAGAUAACAAUAUUAAAGCGAGCAAGCGACAUUUUUAAUUUAUUUCUUAAACGAG